AUGCAUGCGACAUGUACCGCCGUAUUUGUAGCUGUCGCCGCCAUAAUCGGUUUCGGCUUCUCGAGCCUACGGACUUUGGGACGCAUCAGUUGGCUGGCUUGGAUCGGUGUCACAAGUAUUGUGGUUGCUGUUCUUACCGUGACCAUCGCUGUGAGUCUUCAGGACCGUCCCGCUGCCGCGCCACAAGACGCUGUAUGGGAAUCCGACUUCAAGAUUGUCAACACUCCGACGUUUACCCAAGCUAUCAGCGCCAUCUCUUCUCUGGUCUUCUCGUAUGCUGGUACUCCUGCCUUUUUCUCAAUCGCAGCCGAGAUGCGUGACCCGCACCACUACACCCGAUCCCUUGUACUCUGCCAGUCGGUCGUCACUGUUGUUUACCUAGCCGUAGGAGUGGUUGUUUACUACUACUGCGGGUCCUACGUGUCGUCACCCGCCCUCGGUUCUGCCGGCCCUACCGUCAAGAAAGUUGCUUACGGCCUUGCGCUUCCUGGACUAAUCGUUUCAGCGGCUGUAAUGCUUCAUGUAGGUACUUCACUCUUCGACAAAGAAUCAUGCUGA
Molecule: messenger RNA, 558 nt
Organism: Colletotrichum spaethianum
Lineage: Eukaryota; Fungi; Ascomycota; Sordariomycetes; Glomerellales; Glomerellaceae
Product: N amino acid transport system protein
Exons: 2
Coding region: 1-558 (185 amino acids)
Biological process (GO): amino acid transmembrane transport
Cellular component (GO): vacuolar membrane
Molecular function (GO): amino acid transmembrane transporter activity
Source: RefSeq, a predicted model, not a curated record